Messenger RNA from Pezoporus occidentalis (night parrot), 1301 nucleotides. It is a transcript of the gene TLCD4, whose product is annotated as TLC domain containing 4. Lineage: Eukaryota; Metazoa; Chordata; Aves; Psittaciformes; Psittacidae. Gene Ontology annotation, cellular component: endoplasmic reticulum; membrane. The coding region runs from base 139 to 927 and encodes 262 amino acids. The record is from RefSeq and is a predicted model, not a curated record. Gene Ontology annotation, biological process: lipid homeostasis. The transcript has 7 exons.
CGACGCCCGCCGUAACCCGAUCGCCGCAGUCGGAGCAUCCUGCGCCCGGGGAAGGGCUGUACCGUGCCCGCCGCCGCGGGGAGGCAUGGCGGAGGCGGCGCUGCGGAGCCGGUAGCCCCGCUCCCAGGCUGAAGAAAAAUGGCUUCCUUCAGCAACCUGAUUAUUGGCAUUAUUGUUGCCAGUUUUACUGUAUUUCAGUUCCUGUUCCAUGUUUUAAGUUCUUGGGUGUCAACACGAAUAACACCUGGUUUUAACAAUCUCAGCCAGAAAAGGAAGAUCGAAUGGAAUUCAAGGACAGUGUCCACAUUCCAUGCCUUGGUGGUUGGUGGCUUUUGCCUCUAUAUUUUGGUAUACGAUGACGCCGUUAAUGCUGACCGUCUCUGGGGUGACCCUUCAAUUGUGAAACUGAAUAUUGCUAUUACCACAGGCUACCUCAUUUCUGAUUUGUUGCUUAUUCUUUACUACUGGAAGGCAAUUGGUGACAAGUAUUUUGUAAUACAUCACUUGGCAGCUCUGUAUGCUUACUAUUUUGUACUGAGCAAAGGUCUGCUGGCUUACUUUGGAAACUUCCGUCUGCUCGCAGAGUUCUCCACUCCUUUUGUCAAUCAGCGGUGGUUCUUUGAAAUACUGGGAUAUCCCAAAUCUUCCAAGGCCAACAUCAUCAAUGGUUUGCUGAUGACAGUUGUGUUCUUCGUGGUGAGGAUUGCCGUCAUGCCUGUGUAUUACAGCCAUGUCAUUUCCUCCUUUGGAACAGAGGCUUUCCACAGAUUAGGAUUUGCAGCCCAAAGCGCCUGGAUUAUCUCAAGCGUUGUCUUGGAUAUUAUGAACGUGAUGUGGAUGGUCAAAAUUGCAAAAGGUUGCUACAGAGUCAUCUGUCUUAUCGGACGGGAGGAAGUCAAAACUCACAGAAAUGGCAAAUCUGACUAGAAAUCACACACAUAAAAUGCAAUUCCUGCUGUGAAAGUAAUCUGGGUUCACUGAAACAGUGCACAUUUCUGCCAUGGAAUGAUCCUCUUAAGAAAACAAGGUAUUACCUCUGUACUGACCUUACUCUUUCCCUAACCACACUGCCUGCACACCCAGGGCCACGCUUUAUGGAUCGUGUCCGGUGAGGAAUAAAAGCAAAAGCUCCCACAAAUGAGUUCCAUGUGUGUGUUCUAAGCAGUUACAGGCUGCUGAAGUUAGAAAGGAGCAGACUGGUGACUUGCUUGUUGUCCACCAGUGUGUUUGAAGUGUUUCACUCAGGUUUCUCAGAUUAAUGUGUUUUAUAAACCCAGUGAAUAUCAAGAUCUCUCUCUCUU